AUGAAAAAAUACUUAAAAGGACAUAAUUCUCUAAGGAAGAGACACAUUGUUGAAUUACCUCUUCUUAAGGAAGAAUUGAAGAUAAAUCAAGAAUUUCUCCAUAAAUUCCCAAAGAAAGCAAUAAGUUAUUAUUCAGAGAGAUCGAAUAAUGAGGGAAACAGUUUCUCCCUUAGUACAGAGAAUAAAUUUUUCAGCCCGCUUAAGAAAUUGAAGAAUUUUAAGUCAAAGAUAGAAACUCUAGAAAUUGUUUGCUUAACCGAACAACUGCCAACCCAAUUCUUAAAAUUUUUGUUGCAAUCUAGGAUAGGAAGUGCAGGUAUAGAACACUUGAAGAUAGGCUGUCCAACUCCUUCAAAGGAAAAUAUUGAUCCUAGAUGUGACGCUUCAAGAAUCUUAAAGCACUUGGGACCUCGAGUGAGUACUAUCAUAACUAUCUCUGGUAGUGAUAUCUCUCCUGGAACUAUGCAAAAGCUUAUGAUCUCAAUUCCAAGCGUCAAGAGGCUUAACUUUAUCAAUUGCAAGAUUGAUGUCGAGGGGGCCAAGAUUCCUGCCAGAGCAACUUUCAGUCUUCAAGAGCUGGUGUUCAUCAAAUGCCAUGGAAAACAGAGAUCUGACUGGGAUUCUGAUUCUUAUAAGUUUGAAGAUUUUCUGAGCUUCAUCAGUAAAAGUUCAAUAAAAGAUAGAUACUUGUCUCUCAAAGUCUUCAGCAAUAUCUCUGAUUCAGAGAUGAGAGAAAUGCUUAGAAAUACAGGCUUGAGUGAUAGAGUAAAACUCGAAGGAGCUUACAUGAAGGUAAAGGAAUAUUACUAGGCUUCAGAAUUACUUUAGAGAUAAUAUUAUUUCGAAAAUAUUGUUUGAGAGUACA
This is a messenger RNA of Moneuplotes crassus, 865 nucleotides long. The record is from the annotation of a GenBank genome assembly. NCBI's taxonomy places the organism in Eukaryota, Ciliophora, Spirotrichea, Euplotida, Euplotidae.